UAAGUUUAGAGACCUCCACGUGUUUCAUUUUUGUGAAUGUGCUGUCUCUUUCUUUGUUUGAAACAAACUCUAAGAAACUGCUUUCAGUUUACACUGAUUCCACAGCCAAAAAAAGCAAUUAGAUAUCAUGGGUAAAUUCUUGACUGUGAUGACUCACCUGCAUACUCUUGCCGGGCCAUCUGUGAUGUUGCUCUAUCCUCUGUAUGCAUCAGUAGUGGCUAUAGAGAGCACAUCUAAGUUGGAUGAUGAGCAAUGGCUUGCUUAUUGGAUUCUCUACUCUUUUCUCACUCUUAUGGAGAUGGUCCUUCAACCCAUGCUUCAGUGGAUACCUAUUUGGUAUGAUUUGAAGCUAGCAAUGGUGGCAUGGCUGGUUCUUCCCCAGUUCAGGGGAGCUGCUUUUAUUUAUGAGAAGUUUGUUAGGGAAAAACUCAUCAGUAAAUAUGGAGCUCGAUAUUUCAGAGACAAAUCUUCCCCUCCUCCUGCUGCUGCUGCCAAGGUGAGCUUGAAACCCAACGAGGAUCGGAUUGAUUGAUCAUGAGGCGAACUUAUGUGGAAGCGUUGCGCUCUGGUGUUUUAAUCAGCCAAAAACUCUAUUAUCUGUAAUACUAUCAGGAAUUGGUGAAAGAUGAUGUGAAUGUUAUAGCGCCACUUUAAAAUAUGUAAUAAUCGUUUGCUUGUCAUUUGAAUUCAGAGUUAUUUCUUCCGAUUUUAA
Messenger RNA from Capsicum annuum, 712 nucleotides. Its product is annotated as HVA22-like protein e. NCBI's taxonomy places the organism in Eukaryota, Viridiplantae, Streptophyta, Magnoliopsida, Solanales, Solanaceae. The record is from RefSeq and is a predicted model, not a curated record. The transcript has 5 exons. The coding region runs from base 128 to 532 and encodes 134 amino acids.